AUGAAGAAAAGAAGCUUUUCCGGCAAUGCUGGUGUUGGUGUCUUUAUCGUUGCUUUCGUGUGUGUUUGCGUUGCAUUCGGUACACCAGCAUGGUUAGUUAGUGAUUAUCGUAUCACUGGCGCGAAACUUGACAAAUUAGGGCUGUGGACGCAUUGCUUUAGAUCAUUGCCAAAUCCUCAAGAAAUGGACGCUCCGAAACGGUUUUUCGUUGGCUGUAGAUGGGUCUAUGAUCCUUUCACUGCAGGAUAUUCUGACAUUCGUGGUUUUCUUCUACCUCCAUUUAUGAUAGCAACACAGUUUUUCUUUACUCUAUGCUUCCUACUGAGCCUUGUUUCGUUUGCAUUGAUAUUACUGUUCACCCUAUGCUGUGAUCCAGAACAAAAACGUUAUGUACAACUUAUUAUGACAAUUGGAGGGCUAAUGCUUCUUGGUGGCAUAAGUGGUGCAUUGGCAGUAAUCAUAUUUGCCUGUUUGGGAAAUACUCAAGGUUGGAUGCCAGGACAUACAAAUAAUUUCUUUGGUUGGUCCUUUGGAAUGGCAGCUGUGGGUAGUGUACUGACUAUCAUAACAGGUGCAUUAUUCCUUGUUGAAGCAAAUGUUCAACGUAAAAAACGAGAGUAUUUGAAAGAAUCUCAAACAAGAUUCCAGCUUGAAUCUCGUACAUGAGUAGAGUAUCUUUAUUAUAAGACUU
This is a messenger RNA of Habropoda laboriosa, 691 nucleotides long. RefSeq lists its product as uncharacterized. The coding region runs from base 1 to 666 and encodes 221 amino acids. The transcript is spliced from 2 exons. Gene Ontology annotation, biological process: regulation of tube size, open tracheal system; septate junction assembly. NCBI's taxonomy places the organism in Eukaryota, Metazoa, Arthropoda, Insecta, Hymenoptera, Apidae. Gene Ontology annotation, cellular component: septate junction; membrane. The record is from RefSeq and is a predicted model, not a curated record.